Messenger RNA from Durio zibethinus, 2217 nucleotides. Its product is annotated as protein ZINC INDUCED FACILITATOR-LIKE 1-like. Gene Ontology annotation, cellular component: plasma membrane; plant-type vacuole membrane. Gene Ontology annotation, biological process: regulation of stomatal closure; transmembrane transport. The record is from RefSeq and is a predicted model, not a curated record. NCBI's taxonomy places the organism in Eukaryota, Viridiplantae, Streptophyta, Magnoliopsida, Malvales, Malvaceae. Gene Ontology annotation, molecular function: solute:potassium antiporter activity.
UUGGUUCAAUGUACUAGUUGUUACAUGAUUAUGUCUUGUGCUUUUUCAAACAAAGUUUGCUACAUAUAAUUUUUUUUGCCCAUAUAAAAUUUCUUUUUCGUUGUCGUCUUCAUUGGCUUGACGUGUGCAAUGAUGUCUGUCAUUUUGCUAUCCCCAUCGGAGCUGUAGGCUGUAGCGCAGCGGUCUGAUUCAUGGCUUCUCUUUUAAGACAGAAACCCAAAGCUCUUUUUGGCAUCUUUGAAUGAAUAUUUUUAAGACCCUUUUUUUUUUCUUUCAGAAUCAGGUUGUUUUCUUUUCCUCUGAUUGCUUUUGCUUCAAAGUAUUUCAAUAUUGGAUUAUUAGAAGAAUAUUGUGAAAUAAAUCAACUUCUUUUUUUGUGUGUUCUCCACCCAAUAGCAGCUUAAACGGCUUGGAUACUUGGAUUUCCAAGAGAAAGACAUAGCUUAUUGAGCUGAAUCUAUAGCUGUUCAGCUCAGUAAGAAAAUAUGGCACAAGAGUAUAGAGAGCCGCUGUUAAAGAAGAAGUACCAUGAGAACUGCCCUGGAUGUAAGGUUGAUCAAAUGAAGGAGUUGCAGCGAGGCAUACCGAUUCGGCAACUGGUUUCCAUAUGGAUUGUUGUGUUAUGCACUGCUCUGCCGAUAUCAUCUCUCUUUCCAUUCCUAUACUUCAUGAUUAGGGAUUUUCACAUUGCAAAAAGAGAGGAAGAUAUUGGCUCCUAUGCUGGUUAUGUUGGGUCUGCAUUUAUGCUAGGAAGAGCUUUGACAUCUGUAUUAUGGGGAAUAGUUGCUGAUCGUUAUGGUCGAAAGCCUGUUAUAAUCGUGGGAAUAAUUACUGUGGUUAUUUUCAACACUCUCUUUGGCCUUAGCGUAAAUAUUUGGAUGGCUGUAAUUACAAGAUUUCUUCUUGGAAGUUUCAAUGGCUUACUUGGACCAAUAAAGGCAUAUGCGGUUGAAAUUUUUCGAGAAGAGCACCAGGCCUUAGGCCUGUCAACUGUUAGCACAUCGUGGGGCAUAGGAUUGAUUAUUGGCCCUGCUCUGGGAGGUUUUCUAGCUCAGCCAGCAGAGAAGUAUCCGAAUAUCUUUUCCAAAGAUUCUCUGUUUGGAAGAUUUCCAUAUUUCUUACCGUGCCUUGCUAUAUCACUUUUUGCCUUGGGAGUAUCCAUACCUACUUGCUGGCUUCCGGAAACACUUCAUAAACACAAUGACAACAAUAUAUCAUGUGAUGAUUCAUAUGAUGCUUUGGAAGCUGCAUCUCAUGAAUCUAUCACAAAAGAAAUAACAGAAGAGGAUGAAGGAAGAGAAUCCACUUCUAAGCAAAGCCUCCUAAAGAAUUGGCCUUUAAUGUCAUCUAUCAUUGUUUAUUGUGUUUUCUCCCUUCAUGAUAUGGCCUACACGGAGAUAUUUUCGUUAUGGGCCGUUAGCCCUAGAAAGUAUGGGGGUUUGAGUUAUUCAACAGAUGAUGUUGGAGCUGUUCUUGCAAUCACAGGUUUCAGCCUUCUUGUCUUUCAACUUUCCGUAUAUCCAUAUGUGGAGAGGAUUCUAGGACCUGUAAUGGUGUCUCGUAUUGCAAGUGUCUUAAGCAUACCUCUGUUGCAAAGUUAUUAUUUCAUAGCCAUGUUGUCGGGGUUCACUCUUAGCUUGGUAUUAAAUUGUGCAUCGAUUGUGAAGAAUGUUUUAUCAGUAUCAAUCAUAACUGGAUUAUUCAUUCUCCAAAAUCGAGCUGUGGAUCAACACCAAAGAGGAGCUGCUAAUGGAAUUGCCAUGACUGCAAUGUCUCUUUUCAAAGCUGCUGGUCCAGCUGGAGGAGGUGCAUUGUUUUCUUGGGCAGAAAAGCGUCAAGAUGCUUCAUUUCUUCCAGGUGUUCAGAUGGUAUUCUUCAUGUUGAAUAUUGUGGAAGCAAUAGGAGUGCUGAUGACAUUCAAACCAUUUCUAGCUCAACAUCGGCAGUAAAGAAAGGUUGGGAUAGUAUUAUGAUCGGCGUAAUUCUUUCAUAGAAGAUAAAUUGUAGCAUCAAUGAAAAUUUGCUAAGGCUUCAAUUUGUUCAUGAAAAUAUCAAUUGAUGGAACAACUGCAAUCUUGUUGUAUAUUUAUUUUCUCCGAACAGGUUUAUGGAUGUCUAUAUGUAAUAUUUAGUCAUUUACUGCUGCUUAUAAAUGGCUUUGAAAUUUAUUCUUCCGAAGGGGACAUUGAAAUUUAUGCCUCAUAUUCAAGAUUAACA